AUGUCCCCACAAGACAACGUCACUGAACAAAGAAGUGAAUUCACAUCUUCCGCCGCAAGCCCCACUGCCGCCUCGACCAAUGCCGCGACCUCCCCAUCCCAGCAAGCAGCUUCUCUAUCCCAUAUUAUUUCUCGCGAAGCUGCCACCCUCAACUUGACCCACCCCACAGCUUCCCACCAGGAAAAAUCCAACAUAUUGAGCGGCAUGAUGGGGGAUAUCUUCAAGGAGGCGGGUAUCGAGGGAAACUUCAAGCUGAUUACGCGUUUGAGAACGGAUACGGAGAGUAUGGGGAGGCAACACCGGGAGGGGGACGGGGGUGCACGACGGACCGAGGAGGGUGAGCAGGCGGCGUCUGCCUGGGCGCAGUCGGAUACUUGGGCAGGAGGUGAAGGGAAACCUUUGAUCCGUCUACGCGCCCUCCUGUUGUGGAGGAGGUAG
Molecule: messenger RNA, 438 nt
Organism: Cryptococcus amylolentus CBS 6039
Lineage: Eukaryota; Fungi; Basidiomycota; Tremellomycetes; Tremellales; Cryptococcaceae
Exons: 1
Coding region: 1-438 (145 amino acids)
Source: RefSeq, a predicted model, not a curated record